This is a messenger RNA of Bicyclus anynana (squinting bush brown), 1817 nucleotides long. RefSeq lists its product as uncharacterized. NCBI's taxonomy places the organism in Eukaryota, Metazoa, Arthropoda, Insecta, Lepidoptera, Nymphalidae. The coding region runs from base 186 to 587 and encodes 133 amino acids. The transcript has 2 exons. The record is from RefSeq and is a predicted model, not a curated record.
GUCCAAUACAACCUGUCGAGACUCGAGUGUCGCAGCAUGUGCCGCAUGCUUACAUUCUAACCAUCUAAAGAAUUAUAAUAAUGAGCUCGGUUGUUCGGCGAUGACAAUUUUUUCUGUUAGCAAACAUUUCUCAAGCUGGUUGUACCGGCUAAGUUAUUUGUGUUUCUGUGAUUGACAAACUAAUUAUGCCUUACAUCAUGGUAAUGGGCUGCCUCAGUGCACCGCAUCUGUCCAAGGAUGAAGGCGCUACUGUGUACGGACUGAAGAACGAUGAACGAACUACACUAGUAAGGGAACUGAACUCUUCAUUCGGCAUGCAGAUUGCAACAGCAUGCGAACCGGAACGCACAGUUCGCGUCUCACAGAAGGGUCUGACGCUAGUCCUCGUCAACCGCAUCCACGGCUUACUGGGCUAUGACGUAGUCUCGCACGCCAUGGCCAUGACCAACGCCAACCGGGAGCUAAUCUCCUUCACAAUGUAUAAGAAGACCAGCACCAAUUCCCACCCCCCGACACCCACACAUGCACACGGCAGCUCGCACAAAACAAAAGCAACACAGCCACACAGCAGCGUCGUUACGCUUUGAUAGGCCGUAAUUGGAGACAAUAAUUGGCUGACAGUUGUAACAAUAAGAUCGAUUUAGGCCGGCCGCAUACAUCCGUCUUCCGUGUUCAAUCAAUAUAAAAUACAUUAAACUUACGUUUAAUGUUUACGUACUUACGUUUUUUUCCGAACGGAAUAAAUUCCGCGCGUACUUAUCGAAUGCGAGUAAAACGUAAAGUCUGCGGUAGUCUCACGGAAUUCCCAAUCGAAAUUACACAUUAGGAAAACGAAUACGGAAAACGAGUGUAUGCGGCCGUAGUAGUUUAUUGAAAUGUGACGUCACAGUUUACACCUAUCACGUGACCAGCUGUUUUCGUGCGAAUUUCAGAUUAUUUAAUGGAUUUAUAUUUUUUUAUAAAAUACCUUUUUGAUCACCAAAAUAAAGCCCAUAAGCUGCGCUUAAUUUUGAUAACAGGCAUAAAAUGUACGUUGUAAGAGGCAUAAAAUAAGCCCACGUAAGUUUAAAAUAUUUUUCCGAAAACUGUCAAGUAGGUAGCCUCUAAAGUUAAACAACCAAAAAUAGUUUUGCCUUUUUCUAUCGACAACACAAUGAAAAAGAUAGAUAUAUUUUUUUACUUGAUGAUAUAGUCGAAAAUCCGAAUUAGAAACUACUUUCAACAAUCUGCUUUUUCUUAAUAAAAUAACCAUUAGUAUUAGUAUUACAGCUUGGUGGGGAAUUUUUAGAAACUUACAAGCAAUAUAUAUAUUUUAACUUAGAUAUUUUUGAUAUAAAGCUUUCACAGUUCGUUUUUAAUUCGGAAAUCGGAUCUAUUAGAUAUUUGUACCUAUAAAACCGAAUUGCAGAUAUAGGUGAGGGUAUUGACGUAUUGUCAUAGGCAAGAAUACCUAGAUAAAUUAAGACUUUCGGUUGGAUAUCCACUUAAUAAUAUACCGUAUAUUUAUCGCAAUAAACUACAUUUUCACUUCACCUUGAUUAUCUGAAAUUUUUAUUGAUCUGGGUCAGAAGUUCCAACAUAAAACAAAAUUUAUUAUUUGUAUAUAAGAUAACUAAAUUUUGCAAAUAUUUAUUGCAAUUUAGUACAUUAAUUAAGGUAUUUGGACCAGUCAGACACACGAGUCGUUUAGAGUAUACCUAAACAAAAAAUUACGACUAAGGACAAGAAAUUCUAGGAAUAUAUUAUAAAUAGGUAUGUACAUUGUACAUUUAUGUAUAAAAAUAUAAUUAGUUUUUUUAAAUAAAAAAUUACAGCUC